AUGGAACUGCAAGCGACGAAGUUGCGACAUUUAGAUCGCACUCGCCAAGAGCCACGCGAGAAGAACUUACUACCGGUGAAGAUUGUGGGUGUUCGAAAGGUCAAUCAGAAGAUUCGUCUCUUAAGGCUCGGGUUACAAGAGGGCCCGUCGAGCUUUCUUGCAGGACAGUGGCUGGAUGUCUUUAUGCCGGGUGACCCGAGGCCGGGCGGCUUUACCAUAGCCUCGGCGCCGUCGGCAGCGACGCAAGCUGCGGAGCCGCACUUUGAGCUGGCCGUCCAAGAAGCGCCCGAGAAUCCCGCGGCGGCAUGGCUAUGGAGGCCGGAGAACGACAUAUUGGGGCAAGACUUGACCGUUCGUAUCGGUGGGAGCUUUAUCUGUCCGCCGAAAGAGGGCCUUGGUGGGAUUCAACGCAUCGUCCUCGUGGCUGGCGGGGUGGGCAUCAACCCGCUCAUGAGCAUGUUGAGCUACUUGGCCGACGAGAGUAGGAAUCUGGACAUUCGAGUCUCACUAAUGUAUGCCACAAAGGUGCCCGAGGAUGGGAAUUUGGCAGGAGUCCUAUUUCUGGAUAGAAUCGUGGACCUGUUCCGACGAGGUCAAGUCGCAGGCGAAGUUGAGCUUUUUCUUACUGGGCCGGUGUCUCAAUUCCGAGAUGUGACGGCGGACAGAACAGGCCAAGUCGAAAUAAGAUUUGGAAGAAUGACAAGAGAAGACCUCAUGCCGAAGAUCUGGGCCAGCAGCAGCAAGGAUGACACGCUGGUAUAUGUCUGCGGUCCGCCCGCUAUGACUGAUUAUUUCGUUGAGAUAUUGACAGCUCCAGGCAUGGCCAGCCUCAUUGAUGCUGCGUGUGUAAAGUCAGAGAAAUGGUGGUGA
Messenger RNA from Beauveria bassiana ARSEF 2860, 870 nucleotides. RefSeq names its product NADH-cytochrome b-5 reductase. The transcript is spliced from 3 exons. Bases 1 to 870 code for a protein of 289 amino acids. Lineage: Eukaryota; Fungi; Ascomycota; Sordariomycetes; Hypocreales; Cordycipitaceae. Gene Ontology annotation, cellular component: mitochondrion. Gene Ontology annotation, molecular function: oxidoreductase activity. The record is from RefSeq and is a predicted model, not a curated record.